Molecule: messenger RNA, 2631 nt
Organism: Fulvia fulva
Lineage: Eukaryota; Fungi; Ascomycota; Dothideomycetes; Mycosphaerellales; Mycosphaerellaceae
Product: GTPase-binding protein rid1
Exons: 1
Coding region: 1-2631 (876 amino acids)
Biological process (GO): actin cytoskeleton organization
Molecular function (GO): small GTPase binding; actin binding
Source: RefSeq, a predicted model, not a curated record
AUGGACGUCCAGCCGCGCCCCCAGCACCGACGCAAUGCCAGCUCCAAGACGGGCAUCUUCAGAUCGCUGGUCUCGCCCAAGUCUCGACCAGCUUCACCCGAGCCUUCACCGGCUAAUGCCCAAUGUGACGCGAGGAUGAAGCCGCUCCCCACUGAUCAGUCACAUACCAGCAGCAGAGGCGGACUGCGAGAACGAGCAGGGAAUGUGCAGUCACCGCCAUCGUCACCAUCGAAGAAGGGCAGAAGCAACGAGGACAAUCCCAAGGCCGUCACCAUACCCACAACGUCGAAAGAUGGCAAAGAUGCGCCUAAGAAGUCCAAGUCAUCCACGAACCUCGCCGCCGUCUUUGCCAAGAUGAACAGGUCCAGCAAAGAUCUGUCCAAGCAGGUACCGACCGACAAAGAGAACACGACUCCGCCAGUAUCUGCUACCCCAGCACCCGAGACGCCGAUAUGGGCACAAUUCUCUUCCCAGCCCAACUCGAACUCCUCUCGACCUGAUAGUCGCCGUCGUCCUGACAGUCGUGGAAAGGGUAACCGGUCACCAAAGAAUGUCAAGGACGAGAUCGCAAAGUACACGCCCAAGGAAUACUCCCCGAGCAAACAGCGCAACUUCAAUGGCACCCUCGACCAGCCCGAAUUGAGGCCCACCCUCAGUCGCGAUCGACCGCAUAGCACCUACCUGCCAACAUCCGAUAGCUUCAUGAAUGUCAUCAGCAGGAAGAUCAGUGGGCGAUCGAGCACAGACGAGAAGAGAAGAUCGCAAGCCAUCAGCGAGAAGGAUAUGCCGAUUCUGCCGGGCAGAGUGUCAAUGGAGCAGUCAAGACUACUCGGCCGAGACACUCACCGCAAGGCGAGUGGAAGCAGCACAGAGCAGGCGCCGGCGAAAGAGAAGCUGGACAUCAACAAAAGAGGGGGGAGGGUAGCAGCACUGGCGGCGGCAUUCUCUGCUAAGACGAAGGAUCCUCACGCAGAGACCCAGAAGGCAGAAGCACCACUCGAUCCAAAAGCGGUAGACGCCGCCUUUGAGGCAGUACUCGAUGCUCGAAAUAUCCCGGAGCCCAUGCGACAGAAGAUGCGAACACUGACGCUUCGAGUCAAGACAGACUUCAUCAAGCAGGACGAAGGCUCAAAGGGCAGCACGCCUCCUGGCACACUCACUGGUGAUCUGGAAAAAUCCAAGUCAUCAGCCGUUAUCACGGAGGCUCCCGCGGAGAAGAAAGAGGAAGACGACGGCAAGUCUACCAAACGAUCGCGGACACGCAGCCGAACGUUCACAUUCUCCAGAGGCGACAAGAAGAACAAGAGCGAGUCCCCGUCGAAAAGGGCGCGCGCGCAGAGUAAAUCCAGACCAAUGUCGAUUGACAUACCAAAGGAUACUCCAAUAGUGGGUCAGCACACAGGCCCGACUACGCCAACUGGAUCUUGUGGCUUCAGGAGCGGAGCUCCAGCCCUUCCUGUCGACUACAUAUCAUAUCUCCACAAGAACACCGAUCCAACAAAAAUCGAGGUCGGACGGUUGCACAAGCUGCGAAUACUGCUUCGCAAUGAGACAGUGGCUUGGGUCGACAGCUUCAUCUCGCAAGGCGGAAUGGCCGAGAUCGUGGCAUUGUUGCAUAGGACAAUGGAGGUCGAGUGGAGGGAAGAUCACGAAGACCAGCUGCUCCACGAGACUUUGCUGUGUCUGAAGGGAUUGUGUACGACGGAACGUGCCUUGGCUGAGCUCAACAAGGUCGCAGAUGACUUAUUCCCAGCUCUGCUCGCAAUGCUGUUCGAUGAGGAAAAGAAAGGGCCGGCCGAGUACACGACCCGGACCGUCAUCAUCAACGUGCUCUUCAACUACCUGUCUGCUGCAACGGCGGGAGGAUCACCCGCAGACCUCGAAACUCGCGCUCGAAGGAUACUCGCUUUCCUCGGCGAGCAACAGAAGCCAGAGGAAGCACGGCCUGUGGACUUUGUUCUGGGCAUGCGGAUCCCUCGACCAUAUAAGCUCUGGUGCCGGGAAGUGUCAAACGUGACCAAGGAGGUCUUCUGGAUCUUCCUACACCACCUCAACGUUGUGCCGCUACCAAAGCCCAGCAGUUCUCACAGCAACGUCAACGCUAACGACGAAGACCGAGCGAAGGCCCUGCAAGCGACAUAUACGCAACGUCACUUCCCAGGGUCUCGACCGCCAGUACCGGCAGCUCCAUACAUCGGUGGAGUCGAAUGGGACGCCACGACUUAUCUGACCGCGCACCUCGACCUGUUGAACGGCUUGAUCGCCUCCCUGCCCACAACAGAAGCGCGCUACACCCUCCGGGAGGAACUCCAAGCAUCAGGCUUCGAAAAAGUCAUGGGCGCCGUGAUGCGCACCUGCAAAGAGAAAUUCUACUCCGGUGUCCACGAUGGCCUCCGCGCAUGGGUCGCAGCCGCAGCAGAGGAUGGCUGCGACACUAGAUUCGUGAGGGAGGGUCCCACGGAUGAAGAAGUGAAAGAGCACGCGAUGAAGGCCAGCCCGAAGAAGAGUCCGAAGAAGAAGCAGGAGAAGCCGCCUCAGCUGGAUGCGCCCUUGCUUGAAGCUCCGAAGUUGGAUCUUGGACUUAAGUUGUCGAAGACGAACUCGAAGGAUGAUGAGGGGUGGUUGGGGUGA